Molecule: messenger RNA, 982 nt
Organism: Gasterosteus aculeatus aculeatus (three-spined stickleback)
Lineage: Eukaryota; Metazoa; Chordata; Actinopteri; Perciformes; Gasterosteidae
Gene: crygmx
Product: crystallin, gamma MX
Biological process (GO): visual perception; lens development in camera-type eye
Molecular function (GO): structural constituent of eye lens
Source: RefSeq, a predicted model, not a curated record
AAGCUUUGUUUCACAUUUGCAAAGCCCUGAUCCCAGCGGGGUCUAUAAAGAGGUCCGGCACGGCCUGACAUUUGGCCUGGACUGAAUCUAACGCAGUUACAAUGGGCAAGGUUAUUUUCUACGAAGACAAAAACUUUCAGGGCCGUCACUAUGAGUGCAGCAGUGACUGUCCUGAGAUGCAGAAGCACUUCACCCGCUGCAACUCCAUAAAGGUGGACAGCGGUUGCUGGGUGGCCUACGAGAAGCCCAACUACGGGGGCUACCAGUACAUGCUGCAAAAGGGCGAGUACCCCGACCACCAACGCUGGGCAGGCUUCAACGACUGCAUCCGCUCCUGCCGCAUGGUGCCACCCUACAACGGCAACUACCGGAUGAAGAUCUUCGAGCGGUCCGACUUUGCGGGUCAGAACCUGGAGCUGAUGGACGACUGCCCGGAUCUGAACGAGCGUUUCCACACCCGCGACAUCUCCUCCGCCAACGUGAUGGAGGGCUACUGGAUCCUGCACGAACAACCCAACUACAGGGGACGCCAGUACUUCUUGCGCCCGGGAGAGUACAGGAGGCACAUCGAGUGGGGAAGCAACAGCCCCACCAUGGGCUCUCUGAAACGUGUCACCGAGCUCAACUGAGGCCCAGUUUCUUCUUUUAUUUGAUUUCAUUUUACCCUUCCGGAGCCUCCAAGUGUUAAAGCCCCUUUUUUUCUCCCUGAUGGAAGCGCUGUUUCAGUGUGGUCCAAACACUUGUGGUGUCCUGAGCCCGAGUCACACAUUUGAAUGAUGGAGGGCUUCGGGUGUGUCAGAUGUUUGGGUUACUUUGCUUUGCAUCGUUGGCUGCAGUUCCUCAAGCAAACUCUCAAGUGUUUAAGCGGCGCCCGAUAAAUAGUGAUGAUCCUUUUUUUCGCUUUGGUCGUCCCAGAGUGAAAACGGUUCCCAAUCUCCUGUCCUGCUGGAAUCCCAAUAAAAGAAAACUUGAUAAAAGUCAA